Molecule: messenger RNA, 2079 nt
Organism: Papaver somniferum (opium poppy)
Lineage: Eukaryota; Viridiplantae; Streptophyta; Magnoliopsida; Ranunculales; Papaveraceae
Exons: 5
Coding region: 1-2079 (692 amino acids)
Source: RefSeq, a predicted model, not a curated record
AUGGAGCAAAGUUCAGCCUCAGGGAUACCAAAGAAUCCUAACAAGUUUAUUAAUGUUGUUUUGAAUCAUGGUGAGCAUUCUGCGGUUUUUCGUGUUAAUACUAAAAUAACCGUAGAAGAAUUGAAGCAUUUAGCAUGCAAGCAGUGGAGGUCUUUGUCCCCUGGGAGUAUAUGUUUCAGCUAUAUGGACAAUGCUCAAGUAGUUUUUGUGACAGGUGAUAUACAACUACAAAGCUUAAUUGGUUUCAUGAUUCUUAUUGAUAAUGAAGAUGUGUAUUUGCGUGUGGGUAUGAUUCUGAAUCAUACUUCUCGUUCUAAGUCUGGUUAUAGCAGAAGUUCUGGUUCUAAGUCUGGUUGCAGCAUUAGUUUUGGUUCUUGUUCUAAGUCUGCUUGUGAAACUGAAAGUCCUAAGAUGGUAAGGGUAUUAGAUCAUGAUGCAGACAAGGGGAAGCCUCUUAUUAUCGAUGAAUGGAAUUAUGUAUUUGACGAGAUUGGUAGAGAAUUCAUGGGUGGUGUUAAAGCUGUUAGGAUUGCUCUCGAUAAGUACAAGAUGGCUACUGGUCACAAGAUUGUUAUUCUUAAAAAUGACACAACUCGUUUUACUGCAAAAUGCGAAGAAGAUGGUUGUUCUUGGAGGAUUCACUUUGGGCCUGUGAAUGGUGAUACUUCUCGGUUCGUGCUGAAAGAUUCUAACGCUCACAGGUUGAAGAGUCCUGCGGUGAUAACCAAGUUAGUCAAGCAUUUGAUCGCUGAAAAUAUACAAGGUGAUCCUAGCUUAAAACCCAGACAAAUCAUUUCACUUUUCAAGAAAACUUAUGGGUCCAAUAUUAAGUAUCACCAUGCCCGUAGAGGGAAAGAAGUUGUAUUUGAAGAACAGUAUGGCGAUGAUGAGAAGUCGUAUAGUGAUUUUACUUGGUAUGUCAAAGCAAUUGAAGAAACUAAUCCCGAUAGCUAUGUGAGGUUUGAAGUUGAGGAUGGAACCAAUAGAUUUCAGAGGAUAUUCGUUUGUUACGGUUCUUGCAAGCAUUGGUAUAGGUAUCUCAGGCCCAUGAUUUACUUGGACGCUACUUUCCUUACUGGUAGAUACAGGGGUACUCUGAUGGAUGCAACAUGUAUCAACAGAAACAAUGAGUUUUACCCAUUUGCUUUUGCUAUUGUUUCUUCUGAAAACAAAGAUAAUUGGUUUUGGUUUCUGGAGAAUCUUCAAAAACUUGUCGAUGGUUGUCCGAUUGUUUUCCUUAGUGAUCGUGGAGAAGGACUUUUACAGGGCAUUCCAAAAUAUUUUCCUAAUUCACAUCAUAGCUAUUGCUUUUACCACAUCAAAUGCAAUCUCCCCAUUGGAUCAGGUGAUGCGAAUUCGAAGCCCGUUCUUGAUUUGUUUUACAAAGCUGCGUACUCUUACACACCAACAAACUUUGAAGAAGCUUUGUGGGGCAUGCAUGCAAUUGGAUGUGGGCAUGUUGCUAACUAUAUCAGGACUAUUCCAAAGGAGAAAUGGGCAAAUGUAUUUUUCCCUGUAUGCAGAUAUGGUGCUCACUCUUCAACUCUUGCUGAGUCCUUCAACAACUGGGUUCUUCCUUUCAAAAAGUUGCCUGCUUUUGUUCUUCUCGAUGCGAUACGUUUGAAGGUUAUGGAGAAGAUGUCUGAGAGAAGCAUACUAGGUCUAGAAACUUUCAACACUAGGAUCACUCCUGAAUAUGAGGCUUUACUAAAGGAAAACAUUGACAGUGGUCGUACUUGGACUGUUUUUCAGUGGCGAGUUAAUGGUUUUCCUUGUGCCCAUGCUUGUGCUUCCAUUCAAGCUACGAGAGAAGACAUCUAUUCAUUUGUUGAGCCAUACUUCACCACCGAAUGGUACAACAGGACAUACCAGCACAUCAUCUUUCCAAUCCCCAAUUAUGACAAGCCGAAGUCUUAUGAUCCUAGUAAUAGGGUUAUUGUUCCUAUUCUUGUUCCUCCACCGGGUAGACGAAGAACACAUCGCAUCAAGAAUGCAUAUGAGAAGCAAAAGAGGGCUAUGAUGUGCACAAAGUGCUUCACUUUUGGUCACCACAACAGAACUACCUGCCCCAUGAUUUGA